Molecule: messenger RNA, 987 nt
Organism: Gastrolobium bilobum
Lineage: Eukaryota; Viridiplantae; Streptophyta; Magnoliopsida; Fabales; Fabaceae
Product: cyclin-D5-1-like
Exons: 5
Coding region: 1-987 (328 amino acids)
Biological process (GO): mitotic cell cycle phase transition; regulation of cyclin-dependent protein serine/threonine kinase activity
Cellular component (GO): cytoplasm; nucleus; cyclin-dependent protein kinase holoenzyme complex
Molecular function (GO): cyclin-dependent protein serine/threonine kinase regulator activity
Source: RefSeq, a predicted model, not a curated record
AUGGGAAGCUCUGGCACCACCUUUUCUUUGUCUAGCCUCAUGUGUGAAGAAGGUGAAGAUAGCUUCUUUGAAGCCGAAGAUGAACACGCUGGCAUUGACUCACUUGAUAACCCAUGUUUUGUUUUUGAGGACGAUGAAGAGGAAUACAUUGAGUUUUUGUUCGGACAAGAAAUGGGUUUCGGAUCCCAUAAUCAUUUCUUGUCCUCUGAUGAUUAUUCAAGCAGAUACUGGUUGAGGAGUGCUCGUAUGGAUGCCAUUGACUGGAUUUUCAAUACACAAGCAAGAUUUGGAUUCAAAAUUCAGACAGCUUAUUUAUCAGUGACUUACUUUGAUCGCUUUCUUUCAAAGAGAUCCAUCGAUGAAUCCAAACCUUGGGCUAUUCAAUUAUUAUCAGUGGCAAGUUUAUCCCUGGCAGCAAAGAUGGAAGAGCAAAAGGUGCCGCCUCUAUCUGAAUAUCCAAUAGCAGAAUAUCGCUUUGAGAACAAAGUUAUUAAGAACAUGGAACUUCUGAUUUUGUGUACCUUGGAAUGGAAAAUGGGAUCAGCAACUCCAUUUUCUUACUUGCAUUACUUUGUCAGCAAGUUCUGCCCUGGAUCCAGACCUGAAACAAUAAUCACAAAAGCCACGGAACAUAUUGUGGCUAUGGUCAAAGAUGUUAAUUUGAUGGAUCAACGGCCAUCUAUAAUUGCCUCUGCUGCCAUAUUGGCAGCUUUUGAUGCUACAUUAACAAGAAAGGCCAUGGAUCUUCGAAUAAGCGUAAUCUCAUCAUGGGGAAAUCUAGAAAGUGGACAUGUUUUUUCCUGCUACAGUCUAAUACAGGAAAAGAGGAGAAACAACGUUAAGACACCAUCCUCGAUUUUAUUGUCAACCCAGACGGGCUCCACGUGUGUUCUUGAGAACCCAUCUGAAACUUCUUUCGGAGCUAAGAGAAAACUUACUUUUGAGGACAGUGAAUUUUGUCCGGAACAAAAGUUACAUCGGCCUUAG